Messenger RNA from Miscanthus lutarioriparius, 3162 nucleotides. NCBI's taxonomy places the organism in Eukaryota, Viridiplantae, Streptophyta, Magnoliopsida, Poales, Poaceae. The record is from the annotation of a GenBank genome assembly.
AUGGACGCAGCGGCUGAGGAGCUCCGCGACGCAGCGGCGCCCCAAGGGCAGGAACGGAAACUAGAUCCUGGUCCUGUUGAUAAAUCUGUCCUUGUGGAACAGGAGUUUCACAAAUCAGAAGCUAUAUUUGUUGGGAAGAUCUACAAACCUGUUAGAUUUAUCGAACAUGGCACCAGGCUUAAUCAGUGGGAAGUGAGACAUGAGGGAAUGCUUGUGUUAUUGAAGCGUUCUGGGUUUUACCACCUAUCUUUCUUGAAGAGGGUCCAGUUAGACCACACUUUGUUAAAUGCACUGGUUGAAAGGUGGCGGCGUGAAAUACAGACAUUUCAUUUGAGGUUUGGAGAAAUUACAGUGCUCUUGAAGGAUGUGGCAAUUCUUACUGGACUUCGUGUACAUGGUGCUCCUGUCACUGGCCUGACAAACUGUAAUUGGGAGCAAUUGUGCAGACAGCUUCUGGGUCAAGAACCUCCACAGAUCAAAGGUGGUUCUAUCAACAUGGCAUGGCUGCAUGACACUUUCAAAACAUUACCAGAAAGCGCUAAUCAGGCAGAUGUAGAGUAUGCUGCAAGAGCCUAUAUACUGUACCAAAUCGGAUGCAGUUUAUUUCCUGAUCCAAGUGGAACUAGAGUGCACUUACGAUAUUUGGCCCUACUCCGUGAUUUCGAUGCCUCAGGAGAGAUGGCCUGGGGGGCUGCUGUUCUUGCCCACCUCUACAGAGAGCUUGGAAAAGCCAGCAUGAAGGGCAAAGCAAAUUGCUGUGCAUUUCUCACUCUUUUUCAGAUAUGGGCGUGGGAGCAUAUCCAGAUAGGCUGUCCUGAACGACUAGAGAAUAAGGCUCUACCCGAUGACCGACCCCUUGGAUGCAGGUGGAAUGUUGCCUUCAAGAGCCGUGAAAAUGCCCGAUCCAUGGACCAUGAGUUUUAUAGGCAUGGGCUAGAUACUAUAUCAGAUUGCCAGCACAUACCAGACCCAGUUGAGGUUGUUGAACGUGUUACAAUGCAGGGUAAAGCUGAUCAACAUUGGCCUACUUACCAUGAUAAGUACAUUAAGGAAUGGGAGAACAGGCUCAUCUCUGUUGUUAAGCACCAGGAAACAGGGACUUCAGAUCCUACUCAUGCAAGGAAUUGUUACCUAGAAUCGUAUUGGCGAAUUACACGUCGUUGGAUCUCCACUCCAGUUGAAUGUCCAAUCAUAUCCUAUCAGUUAUCUGGGCAUACUGAUAAAGUUCUGGUUGAUUUGGUAAAUACAGUGCAGGGACGAAUUAGAACCUUAUUACAAAGUGAAAUUGAUGCAAAAAGGAUGAAGCAAUCACUUAUUGACAUUGAUUUGUACAUCACUGUUAAAAUGGCGGAGGCUAAGCAGUUACUUAAACCGCAAGAGAGAGGACAUGCUUAUGUCUUGAAUUGUUGUGCAGAUUAUGCAAAGUGGUGUCCAACUGGAACAGGAAUUGGAAGUGCUAAAACAGCCACAAUCUCUCUAAAUAUUGUGGCUCCUACUCAAGCUACUGUUACUAAGAUGGAACAGGUUGGUGAUGAUCAUGUCGAGGGAAACACUAUACUGAAGUUGGACGAAAUGAUGAGAAUUCAACCCACGGGAGGUACUCCUGAUUUAGCACUUCUCACAACAGGUGACACCACAAAUAACAAAACUGAAGAUUUGCAUCCUCGAGAAGACCCUCUUGAUUUAACCAUGACAGAAGUAAAUCUUCAGGACAUUAUUAGCACCCCUUUAGAGGAUGCUAUGAUUGAUAUUAUGAACACAUCCUCGGAGGAUGCUACACCAGAGGAUAUUUUAGAUUCAGAUGUGAAGGAUGGUUAUGCGUUCAUAGAGGCUGUGGAAGUGCAGGAGACUGUUGUAUCUAUGGACAGCAUUAAAAUACCCAAGAAGGUUACAGCUGAAUUGCAGGAGUGUGCUGGUGCACCUUUGAUUAAUGGUCAGGGAACAGUGUGCAAAACUUCAGUGCUUCCAGAAUUCUACAAGAUCUCGAGUGUAUCAUCACACAAUGAGCAAUUGCAGAAAAUCACUGGUGCAUCUGAGAAUGAUGUAGACACAAGAAUAGAGAAUGGUACAGGUGAGGGAACGAUCAGUCAACCCUUCAAUGCCAUCGGACCUGGAAAAACCUUGAAUACGUCUAUGAACAAAGAAUUAAGUUCAGUGCCAGGUGAUGUCGAACCUCCCUCUGGCUCUGAACAGGAAGAAUCUGCUGCUGUAGUUUCAGGGCGCAAUGAACUGCAAGAUGCUAUUCAGACAAAACCUGAGGACAGUGUCAUUCAGGGUGGAGUCAAUGCUGUGCAAAAUCAUAUGUUUCAAGAGAAUGGCAAGGACCCAAUUGAAAAUGGCCCUUCGAACCCUGCAGUUGUGCAGAAACCCAUUGCUAUACCUGCUGAAGAUUUGCUUAUCACUAGUGUUGGAGAGAGAACUCAGAGAAGUGUUAAUUCAUUCACUGGAGAAAAGAAUGAUACGAUUGUGCAGAAAAGAAUGAUACGAUUUGCUGGCGUUGAGGACCAUGACAAUCUAGGUCCAAAUGAAAUAACUAAAAAGAGAAAAUUGAUGGUUACUUCACAUGAAAAUCCUGAGAUCCGUUCAACCAUAGAGCCUAAUAAAAUGGGAACCGCAAAAACAGAGGAGAAAAGACAUCAGACUACUGCUUCAGUAUAUCUGGAUGUUCAGCUUCAUAUUGAAAGACUAUGCGUCAAGGCUGUGAGCCUGUGGCACUGUUCUUUUGAUUUCAGCAGACUGGAUGGAUGUUGGGUACUUGCUGAGACGCAGCUGACAGGAACCAAGAAUCGAAUAUGCAGUCUUCAAUAUAGAAAAACGUGGCGCUUUUCUACCGCUGCAGCCUGCUGUGCUGAGCUAUCCCUACAUACUAUACCAGGUUUCGUCCAAAGCCAAAAUGCAUCCUCAGGGUCAGUAAGACGAGACCAAUCCCCCCAACAUCUCCAGAUUUAUCACGUGGAGGAGACACGGGACAGGAUCACAGAAAGGUGCUGUAGCAAGAUCAAGAGGCGCCACCAGCUAAUCAGCCACAAUGAUUCAUCUUGUGUCGGCCGCGGCUUCUUCUCCUUCAAUGACGCCGUUUUCGGCCGGGCACAAGGUCACAGGCGUCCGACGGUCCGAGUCGCGUCAUACGGACUCGUCGUGUUCGCUGCGGGUUUCGGGUAA